AGGAGGUGAGGACAACUAUCAUCCAUAUUGGCAACCAAUGUUGACAAAGUGCUGCACACACAGGAGGUGAGGACAACUAUCAUCCAUCUUGGCAACCAAUGUUGACAAAGUGCUGCACACACAGGAGAUGAGUCGGCUGUGGCGGGACACGCCCCCGUCGGCGGCGAGGCUGGUGAACGAUUCCCCCGCAGGCUCUGCCACCAUGGCCCCCCGGGGGUCCAACUCCUCCUGGAUGCCAGAGACCCCGCUGGUCACACCGGAUCAGCCUUUCUUCCUCAUGACCCCCACUGCCCAGACCAUAUCCGGCUUUUUUGUCUGGACGGCGCUGCUCAUCACCUGUCAGCAGAUCUACAUGCACCUACGUUACUACAGCUCUCCAAACGAGCAGCGGCACAUCGUGAGGAUCCUCUUCAUAGUGCCCAUCUAUGCCUUUGACUCCUGGCUCAGCCUUCUGUUCUUCACCAACGAGGAGUACUACGUGUACUUCGACACAGUUCGAGACUGUUACGAAGCCUUCGUCAUCUACAACUUUCUCAGCCUGUGUUACGAGUAUCUGGGAGGCGAGAGCGCCAUCAUGGCGGAAAUCAGAGGGAAACCCAUCGAGUCCAGCUGUAUGUACGGGACAUGUUGUCUGUGGGGCAAGACCUACUCCAUAGGCUUCCUCAGGUUCUGCAAGCAGGCCACUCUGCAGUUCUGUGUGGUCAAACCACUGAUGGCCGUGAUCACUGUCAUCCUCCAAGCCUUUGGAAAGUACAAAGAUGGAGAUUUCAACGUGGCCAGCGGCUACUUGUACGUGACCAUCAUCUACAACUUCUCCGUCAGUCUGUCGCUCUACGCCCUCUUCCUCUUCUACUUCGCCACGCGACAGCUGCUGGUCCCCUUCAGUCCCGUGCUCAAGUUCUUCAUGGUCAAGUCCGUCAUCUUCCUGUCCUUCUGGCAGGGAGUGCUGCUGGCCAUCCUGGAGAAGUGCGGCACCAUUCCUCAGAUAAACUCGGCGGACAUUUCUGUGGGCGAGGGAACGGUCGCCGCCGGUUACCAGAACUUCAUCAUCUGCAUCGAGAUGUUCUUCGCUGCGCUUGCUCUGCGCCAUGCCUUCACCUACAAGGUCUACAUGGACAAGCGGUUAGAUUCUUACGGCUCAUUUCCCAACUACGGACAGUACGGCCGCUGUGCACCAAUGAAAAGCAUCUCCAGCAGCCUGAAGGAGACCAUGAACCCAGGUGACAUGGUCCAGGACGCCAUCCACAACUUCUCCCCGGCGUACCAGCAGUACACCCAGCAGUCCACCCUGGAGAGGGGCGGGGGGCCGGCUCUGUCCCGCAGCCUCAGCAACCUCAGCACCCGGGGGGACAACGAGAAGACCCUGCUGCUCAGCUCUGAUGACGAGUUCUGACAUCCUUGGAGGUUCCCGCGCUCCUGCAGUCCCGGCCGGGUGAAAGGUCAGCCUGAAGUUAGUGACUGACUGAUGAGUGAGCGCGUGUGCCAGAAACAUUACAUGCAAGUCACCUUCUCCAGGGGCCAAUGCAUGACAACCUUCACACUAAAACCAAAUUGUCUGAAAAAUGAACUAUUUAUUUCCCAUAAAAACAAAACGUAUGACAGUGUUCCCGCUAAUAGUACACAACUGUGAGCAAUCAGGAUUAACCCAAAUUAAUCUGAUUUAUUCAACAAAAUCGUCAUUUAACAGCACCCCUGAAAAUGUUUCAGACGGCCUAAAAUAUACGGAAUUUUACUAGGGCUUCAACUAUGGAUUAUUUUAGUAGUCCAGUUAUCUGUCGAUUAGUUUGUUUAAUUAAUUGACUAAUCGAAUAAAACAUAUGGAAGUGGAA
This is a messenger RNA of Nerophis ophidion (straightnose pipefish), 1829 nucleotides long. Its product is annotated as transmembrane protein 184B-like. Gene Ontology annotation, molecular function: transporter activity. Gene Ontology annotation, biological process: transport. Lineage: Eukaryota; Metazoa; Chordata; Actinopteri; Syngnathiformes; Syngnathidae. The record is from RefSeq and is a predicted model, not a curated record. The transcript is spliced from 10 exons. Bases 128 to 1393 code for a protein of 421 amino acids.